GGUCAUUGUUCUCGCGCCGCUAGGCGCAGAGGUCCUGGUCCGUAGUCCUGCUUCCCCAAACCCCGCGAGCUCCGGCCGGGCCUUUCGGCGGCGCACGGAGGCAGCACUGGCCUGGGCCCUGGGAAGAAACGGAAGAAGAAACUUCUGAAACAGAACGGUUAGAUGGGGCUUGACCUCUGCGGGCAGCCCCCAGCUGUAGUCCCCCUGCCGAGCGGAGCAGAUGACUGCCGAUCUGAGAGAGGCCAUGGCCCUGGCCCCUUGGGGCCCAGUGACAGUGAAGAAGGAGGAGGAAGAGGAGGAAACCUUUCCGGAUCAGGCACCCGGCCCGCAGGCCCACUCUGGGAACAUCAAAGCCUGGGCCCCUGGGCAGGCUUCCCACGGAGGCCUCGAUGUAGCGGAACAGGAGGAGAAGGGUGAGAACCUGUUCUGGGACAUGGCAGUGGUCCUGAAAGCAACGCAGGAGGCACCUGCUGCUGCGGCCCUCGGCAGCUGCGCAUUACGGGGGAAUUUGGCCAAGGGCGAGGUCCUGGAGAGUCAUGGGAACGUGGCCUCGCUAGGUGCUGAAACCAGGAACCCACAGUUAUUGGUUCCAAAAACUGAAAUAUGUGAUGAAGCAGAAAAACCUUUCAUAAUACCAGAAAGAAUCCAGAAAGCUGACUCUCAAGGACCGGAGGUAGAAGAAGCAUGUGAAAAAGGGACCAUGUUGAAAAGGCAGAGAAUAAAGAGGGAGAAGAAAGAUUUCAGACAAGUGGCAGUGAAGGACUGUCACGUACCUAAAAGCUUCAAAGAAGAGGAAGACCAGAAAUGUCAGAAAUCCGGGGAAAGAUACCCCUUGAGUUCUGGCCCCGUUAAAAACCAGAAAAGCCAGGCUGGGCAGAAACCUUUCACCUGCAGUGUGUGUGGGAAAGGCUUUAGUCAGAGCGCAAACCUCGUGGUGCACCAGCGAAUCCACACGGGGGAGAAGCCCUUCGAGUGCCACGAGUGCGGGAAGGCCUUCAUCCAGAGUGCGAACCUCGUUGUGCACCAACGAAUCCACACUGGACAGAAGCCCUACGUGUGUUCCAAGUGCGGGAAAGCCUUCACUCAGAGUUCCAACCUGACAGUGCACCAAAAAAUCCACUCCUUAGAAAAAACUUUUAAGUGCAGUGAGUGUGAGAAAGCCUUCAGUUACAGCUCACAGCUUGCUCGGCACCAGAAAGUCCACAUCACAGAAAAAUGCUAUGAGUGUAACGAGUGUGGGAAAACAUUCACGCGGAGCUCCAACCUCAUUGUCCACCAGAGGAUCCACACCGGGGAGAAGCCUUUUGCCUGUAAUGACUGCGGCAAAGCCUUCACCCAGAGCGCCAAUCUUAUUGUGCAUCAGCGAAGCCAUACUGGUGAGAAGCCAUAUGAGUGUAAAGAGUGUGGAAAGGCCUUCAGUUGUUUUUCACACCUGAUCGUGCACCAGAGAAUCCACACUGCAGAGAAACCUUAUGACUGCAGUGAGUGUGGAAAAGCCUUCAGUCAGCUCUCUUGCCUUAUUGUGCACCAGAGGAUUCACAGUGGAGACCUUCCCUAUGUGUGUAAUGAGUGUGGGAAGGCCUUCACCUGCAGCUCCUACCUGCUCAUCCAUCAGAGAAUCCACAACGGGGAGAAGCCGUACACGUGUGGCGAGUGUGGCAAGGCCUUCCGGCAGAGGUCGAGCCUCACUGUGCACCAGCGAACACACACUGGGGAGAAGCCCUACGAGUGUGAGAAGUGUGGCGCGGCCUUCAUUUCCAACUCGCACCUCAUGCGACACCACAGAACCCACCUGGUUGAGUAACGAAUCAAGGACGUAGAUGCCCCUGCUGGUUCCUUCCUCCUUUGUAAAAACGAGGCCUGAUCUGUCCUUAAAAAUUACAUUUUUCAGGAGUGCAGCACAAGAUAAACAUUUCAGAGGCAGACGUUAAGAAAAUGAAACCUAAGCUCCCAAAGGCAAGGACUUUGUUUUUAACUGUCCCCUAAGUGGUGAUGUUGCCUGAAAUAGAAUGUGGCUUUCCUAGAAAUGCGUCCUAUAAAGCCAAGUGAUAAAGGUCUCAUUUGGGGAAAGGUAUUUUUAAGCUCUUAAGUUUUGUUUUUAAAAACUGGUAAUUUCUUGAGCAACAGGCAGGUUACUGGAGAAGGUCUGCCUGGUGGAAUUCUGGUGCUUUGAACCUUUUCUCCUAGUAUUUGGGGUUAAGCAGUGACUAGUUACAGAAACUACUUGGGGUGGUAAUUCACCAACAACUCACCUAUGAAUAUAAGCUUUCCAUUCCCUAGGUAAUCAAAAACAAAAACAAUUUUAUAAACCUAUU
Pteronotus mesoamericanus is the source of this 2315-nucleotide messenger RNA. RefSeq names its product zinc finger protein 35 (gene ZNF35). Bases 221 to 1804 code for a protein of 527 amino acids. NCBI's taxonomy places the organism in Eukaryota, Metazoa, Chordata, Mammalia, Chiroptera, Mormoopidae. The transcript is spliced from 4 exons. The record is from RefSeq and is a predicted model, not a curated record.